Messenger RNA from Debaryomyces tyrocola, 1455 nucleotides. The record is from the annotation of a GenBank genome assembly. Lineage: Eukaryota; Fungi; Ascomycota; Pichiomycetes; Serinales; Debaryomycetaceae.
AUGGUAAACUCGUUGGUUAAUUCCCCCAAUUCGGGACUUGAGACAGGAGAUGCUUCUAAUAUUAAGGAACCUAUAGCGUCACCACCAAUUCCAAUAACCGGUAAUAAUAAUCAUGCUAAAUACGAUCAAAUAUACAUGGGAGACUCUGGCAUGGAUCCAUUGGACUACGCUCCUCCAAUUGUUCACAACCUGCUGUAUUUAAGGCAGUACAACAAGCAGCAACAGCAGCUUCAACAACAACAGAGGCUCUUAUUCAUACAGCAACAACAAUUACAACAGUUGCAACAGCAGCAACAACACGUACACUUACAACAAUACCCACAGGACCAACCUACUAAUGCUGGAUACAACACCAUUUAUAGCAACCUACAGGGUAUCGCUUCGGCCGACAAUAUCAAAAAAAAUAUACAACCAUCCACAAAUCAGCAUUCAAUCUUUAACUUCGACGAUGUUUCAUCGUUAGGUCUCAUCGACUCUCAGUACUCCAAACCACAAUCUGCCGACUUUACUUAUAAUAAAUUCGAUUUUGACCUAGCAAACCCUUCAUUAGAAUCUAUACCAGAUUCAAUCAGUAAUCCGUUUGAUUACUCUGGAUCUCUAGCACCAACUCCCCAUGCUCACACUGGAAUUAGCCACUCUCCAUAUAAUGCCGCCAUCAACGACACUUUUACGUCCUCAUUAUCAGAUACUUCAAGUUUCACUCCAAAUUCUGUACCUGAAGAGUAUUUUAGACCUAUGAUGGGUUCAUCUUUAAAACAUCUGACUAGUUUGUCAGCAUUUCCUCCAGUAACUAAGACUAACAAUUCGAACUCUAAGAUCAACAAAAAGUCAUUGAACGAGCUUAACACAUCUUUAGAUAGUAAGAAGAAUCUAAUGAUGCCAACAAAUUUUGCAACAUCGACCACAAGCUCUUCUCCAUCUAUCGAAUCACCUGGCUGGGUAGGUGUUUCUCCCAUAUACAGCAGGUACAAAGGGGUUGAUUUUAGCGGUAAUACUAACUUACGCGUUGAUCCUCAAACACCUAACCCAAAAAUAGUACAUCAUAACUCUGAAAGUUUCCCAUCUUCUAGUAAUUCUCAACGUCAAGAAGAAGGAAGGAGAAAAACUUAUCCAUUAUUCAAUGAAUUCCUGGUGUCAACACUGGAGAGACUGACUCCUAACAAGAGUACACAUAGUUUAUUGAGUACCAGCUCUGCUCUAGACAAACCUAAGAAGUAUACCAGAAGGAGGUUACUUCCAAGAUCAAAAAAUGGAUGCUGGAUUUGUCGAAUAAAACAUCUAAAGUGCGAUGAAGCUAGACCGAUUUGUACUAGCUGUGCAAAACUAGGGAUUGAUUGUGAUUAUUCGUCAGAAAGGCCAGAUUACAUCACUGACAAGAAUUUAAAGAAGGAAAAACUAGCUAGCAUAUCUAUCAUCAGAAAACAGAAGCAACCAAAUAAUAAAUACAAGAUAUAA